Molecule: messenger RNA, 2738 nt
Organism: Dentiscutata heterogama
Lineage: Eukaryota; Fungi; Glomeromycota; Glomeromycetes; Diversisporales; Gigasporaceae
Source: the annotation of a GenBank genome assembly
CUACUUUAGUCAGACUUUUGUUCCUUCCUCAACCUUUGGGCAAUAAAAAUUUGUUGCAUAAAUUAUUACUUAAUCUUUGUGAAAAUAGCAAAACACGUGGUGAAUUAAUUUCAAUGUUAUUAUCCGUUCUUUUCGAUGGUAGCGGAGAUGUUACUGCAGUCGAUAAAAGUUUUGCUCAAAUGUCUUUAAAGGGCAAGGGAACGCUUAAAGGGACACCAAGAAGGCAAUCAAGUCUUCCAAAUUCGUCAUUAGCACAAAUAACACAAGCUGCCGGUGAAAAUGUACCAAAUUUAAUUGCACAACGAUGUUUAGAAGCGUUAACAUACAUUGUAACAUACAACGAAGCUUCUGUUACGUAUUUCUUGAUGGAGCAUGACAAUAACAUUGGUCUUAAGAGAUCUAAUAGCAGAAAAGGUAAAGAGAAACAAGCAAAGGCGUUAAGCAAAUAUCCUGUAGUGAUAUUACUAAGUCUACUCGAUCGUCAGGUGUUUAUUAAAAAUACUGCAUUAAUGGAUCAGUUAAUGCAUUUACUUUCGUUCGUUUUGCGACCUUUAUCUACAUUGACAAAGACAGAUUCUAACAAUGCUGAUGGAGAUUCUGUUCAGGCUUCGGAAACGAAUAAUGAUCCACCACAAAAUAACAACAAUGUAACCUCCGAAACUAAUAAUAACACAACUUCAGGAGCUUCUGCAAAUGAAGAUUCUCGAAAUCCAGCGACAGCUUCUUCUUCGACAUCAUUAGAACCAGCUCAACCUGUUCCAAAACCUCCAGUUAUACCUGAUUAUUGUUUGCGUUUGGUAGUUAACGUUCUUACUGCAGGUGAAUGUACAAGUAACACAUUUAAAUAUACACUGACAGUUAUUCAACAUCUUUCAACCUUAAAUGGAGCUCGUGAUGUUAUUACAUCGGAAUUAGUUGACCGAGCUCAAUCGCUUGGGAAUGAUAUACUUGAUGAUCUGGAUGAGUUGGCCCAAAUUUUGCAAAAGGCAGACACUGGAGUAGAUGUACAGGGUGUCACCUUGGCCAAAUUUUCACCAUCAUCAUCACAACAGGCAAAAUUGUUACGUGUUCUCAAGACAAUCGAUUAUAUGUAUUCUCGCAAGCAACAAUCAACAACUACUACUUCAACAAACGCUCAAGUAUCAUUAGCCCCUACGGUAGAUCCGGACGAAGUUGAUGUUGUGGCGCCAAGAACAUUGUUGGAUGGUGGUAGAGGUUCUAAACUGACCGAAGAUGAAGAAAAGGUUAUGAGAAUUUAUGAUAGUCUUAAAUUUACCGAACUUUGGAAAAAACUCGGAAAAUGUUUGACUACUAUACAUGAAAAACCUGAUAUGAUUCAUGUGGCAACUGUUCUUUUGCCACUCAUAGAGUCGCUUAUGGUUGUAUGUAAAUAUGUAGGAAUGGCACCUUCUACUGCUCAAAAAAUAACGUCACCCGAACCACAAUCAUCAUCUUCCGAAAGCAUGGAAGAACUAUUCUUUACGUUUACCGAAGAUCAUCGAAAGAUUCUUAAUACGAUGGUCCGAAAUAAUCCAUCAUUAAUGAGUGGAUCAUUUUCAUUACUUGUACAUAAUCCAAAGAUUCUUGAAUUCGACAACAAACGAAACUAUUUUAACCAACAACUUCACAAACGAACAAAUGGUCGUGAUCAUUAUGGUACUUUACAACUCAACGUUCGUAGGCAGUAUGUAUUUGAAGAUUCCUACCAAAACUUGCAAAGAAGAACGGGAGACGAAAUUAAAUAUGGUAAACUUAGUGUUCGUUUCUAUGAGGAAGAAGGUGUAGAUGCCGGUGGAGUGACAAGAGAAUGGUUCCAAGUUCUUGCCAGACAAAUGUUUGACGAGAAUUACGCACUGUUUAAGACUUCAGCAGCAGAUAGAUUAACCUAUCAGCCAAAUAGAGCAUCAGAUGCAAAUCCAGAACAUUUAUCAUUCUUUAAGUUUGUUGGUCGUGUCAUUGGUAAAGCAAUUUAUGACGGCAGACUUUUAGACGCAUACUUUACUCGUUCAUUCUAUAAACAUAUUCUUGGAAAACCUGUUGAUUAUCGAGACGUCGAAGCUAUUGAUUUAGAAUAUUACAAUAGUCUUGUAUGGAUGUUAAAUAAUGAUAUAACAAAUGUUGUUGACUUAACAUUUAGCGUAGUAACUAACGAUUUUGGUCAAGAGAAAAUUAUUGAUUUGAAGCCUAAUGGCAGUAAUAUUACGGUGACAGAUGAAAAUAAGCGAGAAUAUGUUAUGCUUGUUACAGAACAAAGACUUACAUUGGCGAUUAAAGAUCAAAUAGAGCAUUUCCUUGCUGGCUUCCAUGAAAUUAUUCCUGCACAUUUGAUCAGUAUAUUUAAUGAGCAAGAACUAGAACUUCUUAUAUCAGGAAUGCCAGAUAUUGAUAUUGAUGAUUGGAAAAAUAACACAGAGUAUCAGAACUACACAUCAUCGUCGCCUCAAAUACAAUGGUUCUGGAGAGCUGUACGGAGCUUUAGUCAAGAAGAGAGGGCAAAACUCUUACAAUUCGUUACUGGUACAUCCAAGGUACCAUUAGAAGGCUUCUCUGCAUUACAGGGUGUUCAUGGAGUUCAAAAAUUCCAGAUUCAUAAAGAUUUCUCAAGCCCAGACCGUCUUCCUUCUGCUCACACAUGCUUUAAUCAAUUGGAUAUUCCCGAAUAUGAAGAUUACGAGCAGUUAAGGUCGCAGUUAUUGUUAGCAAUUUCGGAAGGAACAACAGGAUUUGGAUUCCAGUAA